Ziziphus jujuba (common jujube) is the source of this 1666-nucleotide messenger RNA. RefSeq lists its product as uncharacterized. Lineage: Eukaryota; Viridiplantae; Streptophyta; Magnoliopsida; Rosales; Rhamnaceae. The transcript has a single exon. The record is from RefSeq and is a predicted model, not a curated record. The coding region runs from base 582 to 1352 and encodes 256 amino acids.
AUAAAAAAUAAAUGCAAUUAGUGGAGAUAUUAGUCCAAAGUCCCACAGAAAACCAAAACAAAUAGAGGAAUUAAACCCGGUGGCUGUAAAGUAGCCCACAUUUCCAUCUUCCAUUUUGUUUUUGGUGUGUGUGUGUGUAUGUAUAUAUAUUAUAAUUUUAUUUUUUUUCCUUCUUCUAUUUUGUCUCUUCUUUGGCUUCCUUUGUCAAACUUUGCGUUCCCUUUUUUUCAAUGACGGAGUUGUCUAUAAGCUCACGAACCAGGCCGUUAAUACCCUUCCAAUUACGUAGUGUCGUGCUGUUAAUUGGGACCCCAUUUUUUUUUUCUAUUUUUCUUUUCCCAUUUCUAAUGUCAUAUUCUCUUCUGAGAAUUUAAUCCAGAGGUGGGGUUUCUCAUUCUUGAAGAAACUCACGGGGUUUCCAUGGAUAUACCCUCCAAUCCGAUCCAAAACCUGUAGGUCAUUCUUAAUAUACCUUUUCCACGAUUCUCUCUUUCUUGUUUUCUUUGUUUUCUUUUUUUUUUUUUUUUUGGUUUUUUUUUUUCCUCCUGGGUAGUUUUGGUUUACGGUGGGUAUGAUCGAGAAUGAGUCAACUCAGUGUGAUAUUGCAGGAAUCGGUGCGGAGAGAAAGGGAGGCCGGAACGAUUCUAGGGUUUCUGAGAGAACAAAUGGACGAUGUGGAUGGAGAGAGAGUAGGGAGAAGGAGGAUAACCCUGAAAGAACGGUUGGGAUUGAAAGGGAUGGGUUGUUGUGGGGCCGCUUGGGGUUUCAGGCCAACGGCGAUAAGCGUUAGAGAUAACGAUGAUGACAAUGAAGACGACGAAGAACAACAUCAACAACAACAACAACAACAACAACAACGACAGCGACGACAAGGACAAGAAACGGAGACAGUAAAUGCGGGUCAGGCUCCAACAGAGAACAACACGGAUCCGAGUUGCACGGAUCCGGUCAAUACUGCGUCGGGUAUGAACCUGGCAGCGGCUUUAGCAGCCGAAAGGCAAUUUCGAGCAACGAACGAAACGGAGGGAGUAUCGGCCGGAUCCACAAGCAAUAAUAAUAGGAGUGUGUCCGGUUCGGUGGCCGCGGAAACCGCACCGGGAACGCCUCUGAGAGUGUCAUUGAUGAGAUUGCUGGAGGAAACGGACGGUGGUGAUGCAACGGAAAAGGAAGGAGUUGGAACAACUUUGGGGAACGAUUCGGUGUGCUGCGUGUGCAUGGGAAGGAAGAAAGGUGCGGCUUUCAUACCAUGUGGGCACACUUUUUGCAGGGUGUGUUCGAGGGAGCUGUGGUUGAAUCGAGGCUCUUGUCCCCUCUGCAACCGUUCGAUCCUCGAGAUCCUCGACAUAUUCUAAACCAAAAAAAAAAACAAAAAAGGACCAUGAUGAUCAACGAUCUGAUGAUGAUGAUGAUGAUGAUGCCUCGAGAUUCGUGAUCAAAAAUUAGUUUCAGAAGGGCAACCACUCCAAUAGUCCAAUGGGUGAGGAAGGAAUUUCAAUUUACACGUAAAGAAAUCGAAUUUUAAUUUUUCCAAAUGUAAUUCAUAUGGAAUGAGACAUUCCAUGAAUUUCAAGUCAGUUCAUCAUCUCCUUUUUGCCCUUAAAAUUUUUUUUUUCAAGAUUGUUCUGUUUUUCAAGCUUAAUUUUGAGAUAAAUUUUUGUUUCCAAUU